Ciona intestinalis (vase tunicate) is the source of this 1747-nucleotide messenger RNA. NCBI's taxonomy places the organism in Eukaryota, Metazoa, Chordata, Ascidiacea, Phlebobranchia, Cionidae. The record is from RefSeq and is a predicted model, not a curated record.
UGCAGUCACUACACGUCGGCUCGGUGUUGCAUACAUUGGUGUUGUGAAUCUGUUAUACACCGUGAAUGCUUUCUAAAGAUUGGACAUUGAUCUCAAAAACUGGUUGUAAACAUCUUUAACUGUACCAGCGGAAUUUUUCAAGACCUGACACUUUCUCAUUUAAGCAAGCUGAGAAAAUCAAUAUAAUCCGGUGCAGAUUCUAAUUUUAGACACCCAGUCAUGCAGUGUGGUAGCCUCUGAUCAGAGCACACUCCGUUUCAACGCGGCACCCUCUCCAGUUUAAAUAGGAUCUAUAAAUUAUUAAUCACGAAGUCAUUACGUGCUGAACACCCCACUUACAUAGUAGACCAUUCUUCUGCUAGUCCUGUACAUACUACAAGAGCUAGCGCUGCUGGGACUGGAACAAUGCAGGCGAUCAAGUGUGUUGUGGUUGGAGAUGGAGCUGUUGGUAAAACCUGUUUGCUGAUCAGCUACACAACCAAUGCUUUCCCUGGAGAAUAUAUUCCCACUGUGUUUGAUAACUACUCUGCCAAUGUCAUGGUAGAUGGCCGCCCUGUCAACUUGGGAUUAUGGGAUACAGCAGGGCAGGAGGAUUACGACAGACUUCGGCCUCUCUCCUACCCACAAACGGACGUUUUUCUGAUCUGUUUCUCACUCGUGUCACCAGCCUCAUUCGAAAACGUGCGCGCAAAGUGGUAUCCAGAAGUCGCACACCACUGUCCAGAUACACCGGUCAUUCUCGUGGGAACAAAACUUGAUUUACGUGACGACCAGGAAACCAUCCAAAAGCUGAAAGAAAAGAAACUUGCCCCAAUCCUCUACCCACAAGGGUUGCAGAUGGCGAAAGAAGUGAACGCCGUAAAGUACCUGGAGUGCUCGGCUCUCACCCAAAAAGGCCUGAAAACCGUUUUCGACGAGGCGAUCCGCGCCGUCCUGUGCCCUGAGCAAAAGCCGAAGAAAAAGAAGCCCUGCGAGCUUUUGUGAUCGCCACUCGCGUUGCAGAUACAGCGAACUGCCAUUCACUACAGACGGUAGACCGCCACCGUUUUAUUCAAAAUUUUUAAUAACGUAAUUCGUUUUGAACUCUUCGGAUCCUUAUUGCGUAGCGUAUUUGCUGCCUUCACGCAGCUCGUUUCCUACUUCAUGUGACAUCUACCAUUACAAAAAAACAACACGUCGUAUAAAUUUAACGUGCUAGCACUAAUUCAUUAUCGCCUUCAUCGUACGCACUAAUUAUUGAAGCGGUAAUCCAUUAACGACCCAAAUUUUAGGAUAGGUUCCUUAUCAAAAUCUGGAAAACUCGCGUGCGUCCAUGUUGCAUGGUGUUUUGCGACCGCGUGCAAUUACUGUUAUAACUCGGCUGCCUCUGCCGGGUUCCUAACACAUGUGCAUAUCCAAAUCACGUCGUUAUUUCAUUUACAAAAGAUUCAUGCGCCGUUGCGUAUCAUGCCUGGCCAAUCCUUUAUAAGUUAAAACUCUUUUCAUGUACAUAUCAGUAUUCAAUCAAUUUUUUACACUUCAAAUCAUUCAAAUUAUUAAUACUUCGUCGCUUUAGGUCAAAUAGUUAAUUUGCUCCUUCGGUCCUUCAAACAACGCCAGGUUAAGCGGCUGAUUUUUCAUUAGCAGUCCAGCCGCCCUUCCCUGUCGUCUUGAUGUUAUUACCCUAGAUAUAUUGGUAUUAUUAACGUAUCACUUAAUAAUUUGUCGUGUACACCAAGAGAACGAAUAAAGCUCAAACUUCUGAAAA